Molecule: messenger RNA, 2251 nt
Organism: Bacillus rossius redtenbacheri
Lineage: Eukaryota; Metazoa; Arthropoda; Insecta; Phasmatodea; Bacillidae
Exons: 2
Coding region: 435-2027 (530 amino acids)
Source: RefSeq, a predicted model, not a curated record
CCAAAUGGCGUAUACCGAGAGUUAAGAUGUUACACCUUAAAGAACGGUAGAUUGGGUGAUAAACAUUUAGGCCUAUUCAUAAAAAAGGAAGAAAUAAUUUGAUUGAACUGCUGUGGUUUCAAAGAAUAUAUUAUCAACUGAUUAGCAAGAUAAACUUCAGAGAAACGUGUUAGUGUUAGGAAGUUAGUUUCUUUCGACUGAAAGAAAUACAAGAAAUUUAUUGUGCCAAGCCUUUGCAGAAAGUUUUUUGAUUUAUCAUGUUCCAUGGCAAACAGAGUAUUUCCGUGUUUGUUUACACUGUAGAAAACGUUCUUAUUUUUUUUUAUGAAAGUAAACUAAUUAUUUUGAAUAGAAAAUUUACUACUGCUUUAUUUUUAUACAAGUGUUGGUGACAAAAGAAAUAAAUUUGUUUCGUUAGACCCGCCCGACCAGAGAUGCAGAGAAAGGCCCCACUGCUGCGGGCCAGCGUGCUGGUGAAGACGUCCUGCACGUGUCGGCGGAAUGGCUUGGACGAUACCUGCUACGCCUGCGGGGACUCCGCUGGGAGCUCUCAGGCGAGGUCCGGCGAAGCCUUCAUAGGAUACCCCCCACUGCGAUCGGACGAGCAUCGAGGAGGACACAACCACCGCAGUGAGGAGCAUCAACCAAUGGGUGGGUGCAGGAGUUGCCCGCACACUGCAGCGGUGAGAGGGAUGUCCCAGGACGAGGCACAGAGCAGGAGAGCAGCCCACGUCCAGAACCCGCCGGCGAUGCCAGGACUCCAGCAUCGCUCAUGCCCCACAGGCCACUGCUUCCACACGAACAACCUACCGCCAGCGGCAAAGCCAGAAGAUAUCUAUCCUCCGGGCGCAUUCGGUGGGAACCAAGCCACACAGGCGCCUGCAGGCUACUCGCAGGUGGAGAACAACCUUGCAAGCCUCCCGUGCCUUCACCAUGCUCACGGAGUCCCCAAGAGUCAUGCCCUUCAAGGGCCCAUGCCCGGAUCAGCCCAUGCGGGAAACGACAGUAGCAACCCGACCAACCAGAUGUACCAGAGUCCAAAUCCGCAAAGCAGACAUUCGAGUGGUCCUUCCGUGGCUGGGAGCAACGUCCCGCAGAGCACGCCCUACGAUGGCUAUCUUGCACCACAAGCCUGCCAGCACUUCGAGGCAUCUCGUGACCACCGCCAAGAUGUGGCGGUGAGAGAACACAACCAGGUCAACCCGCAGCUCGCGCAGCAAUAUUUCAAGCACGGCGAGGUGUACCCCCAGGUGUCUCAGGACCACCACCAGGAUGCGGUGGUGAGAGAACACAACCAGAGCAACCAGGGAAACCAGGUCAACCAGGUCAACCAGCAGCUUGCACCACAAGCCUGCCAGCACUACGAGGUGUUCCCCCAGGGUUCUUGGGACCACCGCCAGGAUGCGGUGGUGAGAGAACAUAACCAGGGAAACCAGGGCAACCAGGGCAACCAGGGCAACCAGGGCAACCAGGUCAACCAGGUCAACCAACAGCUUGCACCACAAGCCUGCCAGCACUACGAGGUAUUCCCCCAGGGUUCUCGGGACCACCGCCAGGAUGCGGUGGUGAGAGAACAUAACCAGGGCAACCAGGGCAACCAGGUCAACCAGGUCAACCAGCAGCUUGCACCACAAGCCUGCCAGCACUACGACGUAUUCCCCCAGGUGUCUCAGAACCACCAGCAGGAUGCAGCGGUAAGAGAACACAACCUUUCCCAGGAGAUGGGCAAUCAAGGCAACCAGGGCAACCAGCAUCUUGCACCACAAGCCUACCAGCACUCCAAUGUGUUUCCCCAGGCAUCUCAGGAGAUAGGCAAUCAGGGGCAACACCCCAACGCACAGCCCGCUGGCCAAAUUUUCGCUGGCGACCAGAACCCUGCGGUGCUCGAAUGCUCUAGCUGCGGACACUCCAACGGGCCGCAGUGCUACGAUCCGGCUGCCAAAUCAUGUCCCUACCAGCAUGUCUCUCAGUACCAGCACGUUCCAGGGGAUGGGUACCCACCCCAACCCAGUGCACCGGGGAUUUGAGCCCAUCCGAAACCAAACCAUGUGUGUCCAAAACAUUUUUUAAUGUGAAUUUUAGUCCUUUAUGGUGAAGCGAAUGAAUUGUAUUUUACCGGCAACUUAAUUCAAGAGACUUUUUAUAUUCAUUGCGUAGUUAUUAAUUUUGAGAAUCGUGCAUUGUAAUUUUUGUAAAAUUAUAUUGCAUUUGAUUGACUUAUUUUCAUGCAGUAAAAUUUUAAAAAAUCCAA